This is a messenger RNA of Sipha flava (yellow sugarcane aphid), 1062 nucleotides long. Its product is annotated as androgen-dependent TFPI-regulating protein-like. NCBI's taxonomy places the organism in Eukaryota, Metazoa, Arthropoda, Insecta, Hemiptera, Aphididae. The record is from RefSeq and is a predicted model, not a curated record. Gene Ontology annotation, cellular component: endomembrane system; membrane. The coding region runs from base 208 to 942 and encodes 244 amino acids. The transcript is spliced from 6 exons.
AUUGUAUAAAUAUUUUACGUUUCUUGUUAAUGUAUUGUUUGCCAUACAAGGUUUAACGGUACAUUCGCACGAGUGUCGGUUUAGAUCGUUCAGUGAAACUAAACAUAAAAUAAAACACCCAAAUCACGUUUCGAGAUGUACGAUUUUAUGGGUAAAAUUAUGUUUUAAGUUGAUCAACCGUUCGGAGUUACUCAGCCGUUCACCGAUAUGACAGUGGCCAAAACCAUGAACGCCAUCAACAAGGGCGUACAUCUAUUCGGUGCCGUGCUCUUCACUUAUUCGCUUUACUAUUACUAUACCUACGUAAACAUACCGGCUCAUCUGAACCCCCUGGACGAGGCCGUGGGUGGAAAAUUUAAAUACUUGACGUUCUGUAACUUGGUCAUACAAACGUUUUUCUAUCUGUUUGCGGUGUUCAUCGACCAGAUUGCCGUGUACUUAUGCUCGACCAUCACGUCAGAAUUUUUGAAAAGCUGCAAACAUAAUUUUUUCGCCAUUUUCGCGUUUCCGCUGUCCAUGUUUAUUGCUGUAAGCUUUUGGCCGUUGUGGUUUACUGACAAGACCUUAGUAAUGCCAAUGCAUUACGAUAUAUACUUUCCAACCUGGUUGAAUCAUGUUACACAUGCCCAUAUUUUUAUAUUUGCAAUAUUAGAAAUGAUCACGACUUAUCGAAUAUAUCCAUCCAGAACAAUUGGACUAUCAUCAUUCAUUGCUUUUAAGGUCGUCUACUUAAUUUGGAUUAAUUAUAUAUUUUACAAAAGUGGAAUGUGGGUUUACCCAAUUCUUGCAAAGUUAAACUUACCAUUAAGAGUGAUGUUCUUCACGGGAACCUUUUUAUACGCUCCGUUUACUUAUUUGGUCGGCGAACACAUUAAUAAUGUUUAUUGGGGCGCUAAUCAUUCAAUCAAAUCAAAAAAAUUGAAGGAUGAAAAGAACGCAUAACUACUAAUAAUGUUAAAUGAUGACAAAACCUACAUGUGUUUAUUAAAGUAUAUUGAAAUAUGUACUAGUAGUUGUUCGUUUAAAUUUGAAUGAAACAUUGAAAAUAUGUUUCAAACGAUA